UUAUAAAGAGACAUCACUGUUCCUUUGCAUGUGCUAUCUUCUCUGUAAUUUUUGCUCACACACGGUCUCUGAAUUCUCUUUCUUCUCUGGUUUCACUGCUCCAUAUAUAUUCUUCUCUCUCGCUCUCAAAGCUCAGAAGUCAAGAUUUUUACCAGCUUUUUCCGGGAAACAAAGACUAAACCAAAAACGAUUUCUUGAUUGUCUUUAUUUAUUUUAUGUCCCAAACACAAAAACCAAUCAUGUCUGCUCCUUCUUCUUCUUCUUCUUCGUCUUCUAUUUGUUUGUUCUCUUACACAAAACUUAAAUUCUUUACUCGUAUUAAACGGUUCUUGCAAUCUAAAGCUGCAGAAAAGAAUAGUAGUAAUAAUAAUAAGCAAAGAACGACUUCGUCCAAAGUAGUUUUGGUCGAUAAUAGUGAUAAAGAACAAGUACAAGUAGUAGCUAUGGAUGGAGAAACUGAUCAAGAUGAUUCUUUGGUUUUACAAAGAUCAGUAAAGAGAUUUCACUUUGGAACUUGGGAAGAGAAGGAGAUGGCUGCUAUGGAAAUUGCAAGAUUAGCUAAAGAAGACGUCAAGAUAAGGAAGUUAAUGGCUGAGCUCGGUGUUAUUCCGGGUCUAGUAGACUUCGUUUCAUCGGAUGUCGUUGGCCGCCGGCGAUUGGCCGUCAAGGCCUUGAUUGAACUUGCUAAUGGAACUUACAGGAACAAAGCUAUCAUGGUGGACGCAGGAAUUUUCUCAAAAUUACCCAAGAACACAGAGAUUAAAGAAGAAUCAGCACGACAUGAUUUUGCAGAAUUGAUUUUAUCACUGUCAUCUUUAGCAAACACCCACUUCCAUAUUACCUCAUCAGAAAUUCUACCAUUUCUAGUUGGGAUUCUUGAAUCAAGCUCAAGUGUUGAAACAAAAGAGUUAUGCUUAGGUACUUUCUACAAUCUUUCAUCUGCAUUGGAAAAUGCAGGACCUUUGAUCUCCAAUGGAGUAAUUCAAACUCUUUUGAGUUUAAUAUCGGUGAAAGAAGUAUCAGAAAAAGCCCUUGCGACAUUAGGGCAUUUAGUUGUGACCUUAAUGGGAAAGAAAGCGAUGGAAGACAAUUCAUUGGUACCAGAAGGCUUGAUAGAGGUGCUAACUUGGGAAGAUAAACCCAAAUGCCAAGAAUUAGCAGCUUAUAUUUUGAUGAUUCUUGCUUAUCAAAGCUCAGCUCAGCGGGAAAAAAUGGCGAAAUCUGGGAUUGUUCCUGUACUUCUUGAAGUUGCAUUAUUGGGGAGUGCUUUAGCUCAAAAGAGAGCAUUAAAAUUAUUGCAAUGGUUUAAAGAUGAAAGGCAAACAAGAAUGGGUCCGCAUUCUGGACCUCAAACAGGAAGGAUAACAAUGGGGUCACCUGUAAAUCCAAGAGAGACUCAAGAAGGAAAGAAGAUGAUGAAGAAUUUGGUAAAGCAAAGCUUAUAUAAGAACAUGGAAAUGAUAACUAGGAGGGCUAAUGCUUCAGCAGAGUCUUCUUCAAAGCUUAAGUCUUUGGUUAUUAGCACAAGUUCUAAAAGCUUGCCUUAUUAAAGACUUUAAUUAUACACAUUCAGCAAUUUUCAGGCUUCUUUUUAGAAUUUUGAUUUUUUUUUUCUUGUAAUUUUAUUUUGAAUGUUGUUAUUUGUGGAGGAGAAAAAUGCAUGUCUUGUGCAGCAUAGCCUAUUACGACAAUUGUACAUGAUAACCAAUAAAUAAAAUUUCUAUGAUUUCUCUUUUUUCUUCUUAAAA
Molecule: messenger RNA, 1748 nt
Organism: Jatropha curcas
Lineage: Eukaryota; Viridiplantae; Streptophyta; Magnoliopsida; Malpighiales; Euphorbiaceae
Product: ARM repeat superfamily protein
Source: RefSeq, a predicted model, not a curated record